Elgaria multicarinata webbii is the source of this 1996-nucleotide messenger RNA. RefSeq names its product phosphoglycerate dehydrogenase (gene PHGDH). The record is from RefSeq and is a predicted model, not a curated record. Gene Ontology annotation, molecular function: phosphoglycerate dehydrogenase activity; NAD binding. Gene Ontology annotation, biological process: L-serine biosynthetic process. Bases 70 to 1659 code for a protein of 529 amino acids. The transcript is spliced from 13 exons. Lineage: Eukaryota; Metazoa; Chordata; Lepidosauria; Squamata; Anguidae.
GGCGCUCCCUUUCUUCCCCGUGCGGGAGCUCUGCGAAGCCGCGUUCAGGCAGCGGGAGGCACGGCGAGGAUGGCACCGGCGGCGCUGAGCAAAGUGCUGAUCAGCGACAGCCUGGACCCGUGUUGCAAGGAGAUCCUGCAGGCGGCCGGCAUCCGCGUGCUGGAGAAGGCCAACCUGAGCAAGGAGCAGCUGUUGGCCGAGCUCAAGGAUUGUGAUGGGCUCAUUGUCCGCUCAGCGACCAAAGUGACUGCAGAUGUCAUCAACGCUGCUGCUGCUGACAGGUUGCGGAUUAUUGGAAGAGCUGGCACUGGUGUGGACAACGUGGAUGUUGAGGCUGCUACAAGGAGAGGGAUCCUGGUGAUGAACACACCCACUGGCAACAGUCUCAGUGCAGCAGAGCUGACAUGUGGAAUGAUCAUGAGUCUGGCCAGGCAGAUCCCACAGGCAGCAGCUUCAAUGAAGGAGGGGAAAUGGGACCGCAAGAAGUUCAUGGGGAUGGAACUCCAGGGGAAGACUCUGGGCAUUCUAGGCCUAGGCAGGAUUGGACGAGAGGUGGCCAUCCGCAUGCAGUCCUUUGGAAUGAAGACCAUAGGCUAUGACCCCAUCAUCACUCCUGAGGAGUCUGCUGCAUUUGAUGUCGAACAGCUGCCCUUGGAACAGAUCUGGCCACUAUGUGAUUUCAUCACAGUCCACACUCCACUCCUGCCUUCCACCACAGGGCUCCUGAAUGACACCACUUUUGCUCAGUGCCGGCGUGGAGUCCAGGUGGUCAACUGUGCUCGAGGGGGCAUCAUGGACGAGGGGGCCCUUCUUCGGGCCCUCCAGUCUGGCCAGUGUGGUGGAGCAGCCCUGGAUGUCUUCACAGAGGAGCCACCCAAGGAUAAGGCCUUGGUAAACCACCCCAAUGUAAUCAGCUGUCCCCACUUGGGUGCCAGCACCAGAGAAGCUCAGAGCCGCUGUGGCAGAGAGAUUGCCAUGCAACUAGUGGACUUGGCCCAGGGCAAAGCACUGGUUGGCACCGUAAAUGGGCAAGCUCUCAGCAGCGCAUAUGCAUCUCAUACCAAGCCAUGGAUUGCAUUGGCUAGAGCUCUCGGGACUCUGCUGUAUGCACUGACCCACCAAGUGAAUGGAGGCGUGCAGUUUGUCACCCAUGGCUUGACCUUGCAGAAGGCUGGUGGUUACCUGACUCCUGCGGUGGCGAUAGGGCUCCUCAAAGCAACUGCCCAGAAGGAGGUGAACCUGAUCAACGGGCUGCUUCUGGCACAGGAUGCUGGUCUGAAGAUCACCACGACCCACAGUGACAAGGCACUUGGCAGUGAAGAGGGGCUGCUGCAGCUUUCUGGACAAGAUGCCUCCCAUGUGCUGGUUGGCUCGGUGCAAGGCAGCAUUCCUGUCUUGCAUGAACUCAGUGGAGCAGCCUUCCAGCAGCUCAUCCCACUCACUGGCACUCUGCUGUUCUACAGAGCUAAGGCCUUCGAUGCCAAUCUGUUGCCAACCAUCAUCGGGCUCUUGGGGAAGGCCAAAGUAGAGCUGUUGUCAUACCACCGUUCUAGCAUCAUGACUGGGCAUGAGUGGAGUGUCAUGAGCAUAUCUUCAGUGCUACACAGCCUGCAGGAACUGAAGCAACAUGUGACAGAAGUUGUUCAAGUUACACUUUAAGUUGUGGUGGAGAACCUGGCAGGGCCUGAAAACCAAAACCAAAAUGCUGCUCUGGGGAGAGGGAAGAAUCGGAAGAGUGAUGUCACAAGCCCCAAACCUGUUCUGGGCAUGGCUGCUACUUAAAACUAGCAUGGUCCAGGUCUGAUCAGCAAAUGUACAUCUGAACAAAAGGGCAUAAAUGCCGCUCCACUGAGGCUUGGCAGCUCUGAUUUGUGUAUAAUUUGUUCACAUUCUUAGGAAAUUAAAUAAAGACAGUAACUCCUGAAGGGUGGUUGGUUGGGCAAUGAAGCAGAGUCGGCAAUCUACCCGGAAGCAUAAUAAACACUGCUCAUAUGAA